Messenger RNA from Notothenia coriiceps (black rockcod), 1326 nucleotides. RefSeq names its product calcium-binding protein 2-like. Gene Ontology annotation, molecular function: calcium ion binding; calcium channel regulator activity. Gene Ontology annotation, cellular component: cytoplasm. The record is from RefSeq and is a predicted model, not a curated record. Bases 329 to 1009 code for a protein of 226 amino acids. NCBI's taxonomy places the organism in Eukaryota, Metazoa, Chordata, Actinopteri, Perciformes, Nototheniidae. The transcript is spliced from 8 exons.
GGCCCAUCUUAAAACUCAAAUAAUAUUGGGAGCUUAUUGUGAGUUGCACAAGUUGAAUAAAGACACGUGAAGCUAAGGUUUGAACCAGGAGGAACCUGACCUCUUGAAGGAAAGAUCAUUCACACUGCUGCUCAGAGAUUUGCUUUCUAAUCGUUGGCUGCAUGUUUAGCCAGGUGAUCACCGGUUAAGCCUCUGUAAUUGAAGGAGGUCAAUAGGGGAAGGAAAAACACAUGUGUCUUCCACAACAGUCACAACAGAAGCAGAGCACCAGUCAAGGAGGACAAGAAAGGGUCUACUUGUCUCACCAUUUAACACGAAGGUAUCAAGCAUGUCGAAAGCAGCAGAGAGGACAGCCUCUACAACUUCUGCCGACUCUGUCGCAUCAGCUACAUCCGCCGCAUCAGCUGCAUCAGCAGCAUCAAGUAGCAAAGAUGGUUCUACAUCGGGCUCGGUCUCAGGAGUACCCAAGAAAUCAAAGAAGUCUAAGAAAAACACAGAGAGCAUGAUCGUAGUCUACAACUCUGUGCUCAACAGCGUUUUUGGGGCGGAGAGAGAAUUGGCUCAAGCUGAGUUGGAUGAGUUGCAAGAGGCUUUCAAAGAGUUUGACUAUGAUCAAGAUGGCUACCUGAACUACAAGGAUGUGGCUGAAUGCAUGAGGACUAUGGGAUACAUGCCCACAGAGAUGGAGCUGCUGGAGAUAGUCCAACAGAUCAAGAUGAGAAUGGGCGGGUUGAUGGAUUUUGAGGACUUUAUUGAGCUGAUGGGACCCAGGAUGAUGGGAGAGACUGCUAACAUGCUGGGACUCAAGGAGCUCCAGUCCGCCUUUUUACAGUUUGACCUUGAUGGAGAUGGAAGGAUCACCCAGGACGAGAUGAAGGAGGCGAUUAAGACGAUGCUUGGGGAGAAGCUGAAGAAAGGAGAGCUGGAGGAGAUCUUAAAGGAGCUGGACAUUAACGCAGAUGGAACCAUCGACUUUGAAGAGUUUGUGAUGAUGCUCUCUAUUCGCUAGCUGCUACAAGAGAAGGGAUACACUCCUGAAUUACUCCAUAUACAGUUAACAUAACUAUGAGCCAAUAUUGCGAGUUUGUCAAUGUUUGUAAUGUUGGUAUAGACAUCUACAUAAUGUGUGCCUCACUCUGUAAUAAUUGUAUGAAUGAUGGAUUGUAAAAGGAGUUGGAAAGAUGCUGCGCGACUGCAUCAGAUGUGGAGCAUGCUGUUUUGCAGGGUUAUAAUAUGUAAAUAAGUUAUAAUAUGUUUUGCUAUUUUAAUAAAGAAAUGUAAAUGAGUUUUGAAAAUGUUCCUUUCAAUUAAACAACACAAAACUUU